UCAAAUAAUAUGCAUAAUAGAUAUUUCAUGAAAUACUAUCUAACCCCAUUAACCACACACCUUACUUGCUCAAGUCGUCCAACUUGAAUGAACUAAAGUCAUACUUCAUCGCAUUGUAUGGUCUACAUUUGUUCGUGAGGAUGCAAUAUCGAUAAAGUUGACCUUUAAAUCUUUUUCUCCUUGAAUUAAUUCCCUCAUUACUUUGCUUAACAACUUUCACCACUCCCAUUAGGUCGUCAAAAGCACAUUCCAUAGUUAGUAACUAUGUUAGCCAUCCACUUAAACUUGUUUAAGUCAUUUAACCAAACUCUAAUUCCUUUCGUGGCAAUUAAGAAUAGUAUUGGCCCACCAUAAUCAGGAAAGUCCAAUCUUAUGCCAAAACAAAGAAGGAAACCUGAUCUUUGAAUUAAAAACCUACUCCCAUUACUGUCCUGCAAUUGAAGCAUUUCCCACUCUUCUCCAACCCUAAAUACCUACUCCCAUUACUGUCCUGCAAUUGAAGCAUUUCCCACUCUUCUCCAACCCUAAAUUGCACUUCUCUUCUUGCAUCCAUCCUGUUAGAGAGUGGUAUAAGAUCCAGCAUAACCUUCUCCCAACAACUCGAGUUAUUGGGACCAACUGGUUUAUGUCAUGGUAUCAGAGUCUAGAACCGAAAGGUCAUGUGUUCGAAUCUCCACGACCCCCAAUAUUAACCGUUGUCUUUCAAGCACAUGGUAUGGUGGGCCUGUGCAAACUUCAAGCCCGUGAGUUGGCUUUCGUUUGAGGGGGCGUGUUAGAGAGUGGUAUAAGAUCCAGCAUAACCUUCUCCCAACAACUCGAGUUAUUGGGACCAACUGGUUUAUGUCACAUCCGACUGUUUCCUCAAGCGGCGGGUCUUCCUUCAAUCCGGCUGUGGAGAUGACUGACAAUUGCAGUUUGGAUCGGGAUGUGCUGCUAAGUUCACUCCUUUUUCCUUUUGCCGCCAGAAAACGACGUUCAAUCUAUCCAGAGGGAAACCUUCCUCCUCCUCCCUUGAAUCAGCUCAUCAAAUUGGGAGAUGGUCCCCUCAUCAAGAUUAUGAUACGCCUCCCAACCCCUAGAUCCUCCUGCCUCUCCAAAGCCGUCUGCAAGCCGUGGAGAACCCUCAUCUACGAUCCCAGCUUCGAUCGUUGCUUUAUUUCCCAUCACCAGACCAGGUGCGAACCAGCAUUUCUGUUCCUUACCGCACGUGACCCCAAUUCGAUCAUCCUCAGAUUUAUCCCCGUGCGUGACAAAGCUCGAUGGGGAUUCAGAGUCAUGGACUGUUUCAAAGACUUGCUUUUAUGCGAAUUUCUCGAACAUGAUAGAACCGAAUUGCGGAGAACCUACGUGUUCUGCAAUCUGUUUACAAAGCAGUGGAUUGCCCUUCCUUUAGCGCCUGAAAGGUCAAAUUCGGGGUAUAACCUUUCGCAGCAUUAGUCAGUCAGUCCUGUAGUAAAUGUAGUCUUGUGAAGCAGCUAGGCGAAGAAUCAGAACCUGCAGCAAUUUAUUUCGAGUAUGUUUUCCUCAUGGUGCGUAAUCUUCAAAUUUGCGGCUCUACAGUACUACAAGUGUUUUUUCCGAGUCUGGGAAUGAUAGCAUGACAAGGACAAUGACCAAUGUAGUCUUGUGGAACGGGGAGUUGUUUUGGUUGAAUUUCGAAUUCAGUUUGUUCCGCAAAAUCCUGUUGCGUGUAACCCUUUCCGCCUUGAUAUACCUCUCAAGCGUAUGAUUGUAUCUCAUGCAUUGUGGUGUGCAAUGGGACAGGGAGGUGCCACUCUCGCGGUCUCGCAAGGUGCUCUGCACAUAGUUGUAUUCGAAGUUGAAGGUCUACGUCGCGGUUCGAGAAAUGCCUUGAGUGUUUGGAGACUGGAAGAAGAUGAUGAGCAUUGGACCGGACAGUAUUGGCGCAUACUAUAUGAAAUGGUGUUGAGACCAUUGGGUAAGUGUGUACUUUUUAACUGUUGUAUGCUUUGUCUACGGAUCCUCUUGAUGGUCGUAUCUACUCCUGCAAUUUGAGGUCCGGGACGGGAGAGCUAUAGAUGUUUUCUACAGUAUUGCCAUUUUGUUAUGAACCUGAUUGGAUGGCGUUCCAGCCCAUAGUCACUUGUUGGCCUGCACCAAUUCUACUCGCUGAAUUGGAUGGUUGUAUCUACUCGCCGCUUGAGAGGUAUGUAUGAUGGAAGCUAUCGUUGUUGGGUCCAGAACACUACUGCAACAACACUUCCCUCAACCACUGGUAAUUAAAGUUUGGAGGAAGCGACGAGAUUGACGCGUUAUCGAGUCUAGAGUAGAAAGCAGCGAUGGUAUACUGUUCUUGUUUGACAAGAUUGAUGAGGCGGCGCAACUUCUGCUAUAGUUCGUACUGGUUUUGAUUUCAUUAUCAUUAACUUUGUACUAGAACGGAAGCCCGCGCUACAUAGCGGGAGGUGAAUUUAGUAAUUUAGAACUAUAGUUUGUGAGGAGGCAGAACGACAACGCAAUUAUUGAGAGCCUAAAUUAGAACAAUGUGGGAAGCUAUUACAAAAAAAGAACAAUGUGGAA
Molecule: messenger RNA, 2541 nt
Organism: Linum trigynum
Lineage: Eukaryota; Viridiplantae; Streptophyta; Magnoliopsida; Malpighiales; Linaceae
Source: the annotation of a GenBank genome assembly